CGAGCGGGGUAUUUCAUCAGCGACCGCGGCUACACCACAUCUAUCCUUUUAUCAACAAGACAUUGAAGAUCUCAGUUCCUGGUGUGUGAAUGGAAAAUGCUACUGGAAUGUCGCACCAAGUGGGGAGCGGCAGCGUAUCCAACCAUGUUACCAGUUUCCCAUCAGUCUUCAGAAGGCUAAGUCCUAAUCCGCUGCUGUAAAACACUGUGACCACAGACCCGCUGCUUCCCGUUCUCUGUCUGCUUGAGUGACUGUUGCCUAAGUGAAACACACCUACGCUGAGGGACCAAUAAUAAACAAGCCUUCCCCAUCUGCCCAAAGUUCUUCUACGCUGUCCAGUCACACGUGUUCUGCUUAAGCUGUGUCAAUCACACACACACCCACACUAGAAGGAUUUAAAACUCAUAGCCCGGUUCAGCGCCCACACAUAGUCACAGCAAAUAUGGCCAGCAAGCUGUCCAACUUCGGAAAGACCCUGCUGCGUCGCCGGGCAUUAGACUUCUCUGCUGAAGAGACUCGAUUCGCCCGCUGCCUCUCCACCCUGGACCUCAUCGCUUUGGGGGUGGGCUCCACACUCGGUGCUGGCGUCUACGUCCUCGCUGGCGAGGUCGCCCGAGAGAAGGCAGGACCCGCUAUUGUCCUCUGUUUCCUCAUCGCCGCGCUGUCCUCCAUGUUGGCCGGCCUGUGCUACGCAGAAUUCGGCGCCCGGGUGCCCAAGACGGGCUCUGCGUACCUGUACAGCUACGUGACAGUCGGAGAGAUCUGGGCCUUCAUCACGGGAUGGAAUCUCAUCCUCUCCUAUGUGAUAGGUACGGCCAGCGUAGCCAGGGCGUGGAGCUCAACCUUUGACAGCCUGGUCGAACAGAAGAUCUCUGGCUUCUUUAAAGCCUCCAUGGCAAUGAAGGUGCCAGGGAAAGUGCUGGCAGAGUACCCCGACCUGUUCGCCCUCAUCCUCGUCCUGCUGCUCACCGGACUUCUGGCCUUUGGCGUGAGCGAGUCAGCGCUGGUGAAUAAGAUCUUCACGGGCAUUAACCUGGUCGUCCUGGGCUUUGUUAUCAUCUCUGGCUUCGUGAAGGGGGAUUCGGCCAACUGGAACCUCAAAGAGGAAGACUACAGCAGCUACAUAAACCAGACCAACGGCAGCAAGGCUUACAAUGUUGAGAAGGAAUUUGGUGUUGGUGGUUUUUCUCCAUUUGGCCUGACUGGAGUCCUGUCUGGUGCUGCUACCUGCUUCUACGCCUUUGUGGGCUUUGACUGCAUCGCUACAACAAGCGAAGAAGCGAAGAAUCCCAUGCGUUCUAUACCUGUCGGCAUCGUUGCCUCCCUGCUGAUCUGCUUCUUUGCCUACUUUGGUGUGUCUGCUGCUCUGACCAUGAUGAUGCCAUACUACCAGCUCAACGUCCAGAGUCCUCUGCCUGAGGCCUUCAGCUAUGUGGGCUGGGCUCCUGCUAGAUACAUCGUGGCUGUGGGCUCUCUCUGUGCUCUGUCAACCAGCCUCCUGGGCUCUAUGUUUCCCAUGCCCCGCGUUAUCUACGCCAUGGCGGAGGACGGUCUGCUGUUCCGUGGUCUUUCCAAGAUGAACACUCGCACCAAGACUCCUCUCCUGGCUACCAUCGCUUCUGGCAUCGUUGCAGCUCUGAUGGCCUUCCUGUUCGACCUGGCAGCUCUGGUUGACCUCAUGUCCAUUGGAACUCUGUUGGCAUAUUCAUUAGUGGCCAUUUGUGUUCUUAUCCUCAGGUACCAGCCAGGCAGCCUGUCUUCGUCCAGCCAGACAGAGAAGCUGGUGGAGCUGGUGGAAGGGGAGAAGGUGGCCGUAAGCGGAGGAGACAGCGGCGAUGAAUACGGGAUGGAGACAGAGGAGAGGCCGCUCCGAGAGACCUUCAAUUUCAAACUGCUGUUCUGCCCAAGUGGAAAGACCCCAACAAAGACGUCUGGGAACAUUGUCUACGCCAUCACUGCUAUUAUUUCUGUUCUUAUGAUUGUACUGUGCGUCAUAAUGGCCAACAAUCUGUCAGGGCUUCUGUCUGGGAGUGCAGCCGUGGUGGUGCCCUGCAUCAUUUUGUCUCUGCUCUGUUGUGUCUGCGUCAUCAUCAUCUGGAGGCAGCCUGAGAGCAAAGAGGCUCUCACCUUCAAGGUCCCUCUGCUCCCAUGGUUGCCCCUGUUCAGUGUUUUCGUCAACAUCUACCUCAUGAUGCAGCUGGACCUGGGUACAUGGUUGCGCUUCGCUGUCUGGAUGGUUAUCGGUUUCGCCAUCUACUUCUGCUAUGGUAUUAGGAACAGCAGUGAAGGUGCCAACAGGUUAUCCACUCGCAAAUACGAGCCUGCGCUGCAGCCCAAGAGCCCGAUCUACAAAGGCGCUCCCGAUGACAGUGACAUGGAAGCAGGCAGGCCCUGAUACAGACUGAAGUAGUCCUGGGGAGUGUUACAGAGCAUCUACACUCAUUCUGGCAGACAAAUGCUGCAGUGUAGGCGGACUGGAACGCAGCCCUGGGCUUAAAGGGAGGAGAGGCAAGAAAACGCCACACACAUCUUACCUCUGAGUUGGAAGCUGAUUAACUUGAUUGCUAGACACUGUGACAGAGCCACAUUCUGGCCCAUGUGUCUGUUUUAAUCUGUUUGUACUUAGCCUUAGCCUCCUGGAGAUAUUUACCUGCCUAUAACACAUGCUUUAAAUGGACCUAACUAACACAGAGAACUGUGGUUCUGACAUCUGUAAUCUGACGCCAUUUACUGGGAGAAUGUUACACAUUAGCUGUUUUCUUCUUUUCUUCUUUUCUGUUAUUAGUAUAAGAG
This is a messenger RNA of Scomber scombrus (Atlantic mackerel), 2793 nucleotides long. It is a transcript of the gene slc7a3a, whose product is annotated as solute carrier family 7 member 3a. The coding region runs from base 443 to 2395 and encodes 650 amino acids. Gene Ontology annotation, cellular component: plasma membrane. Gene Ontology annotation, biological process: amino acid transport; transmembrane transport. Lineage: Eukaryota; Metazoa; Chordata; Actinopteri; Scombriformes; Scombridae. The transcript is spliced from 13 exons. The record is from RefSeq and is a predicted model, not a curated record. Gene Ontology annotation, molecular function: amino acid transmembrane transporter activity.